Solenopsis invicta (red fire ant) is the source of this 3574-nucleotide messenger RNA. RefSeq names its product nephrin. Bases 858 to 3257 code for a protein of 799 amino acids. NCBI's taxonomy places the organism in Eukaryota, Metazoa, Arthropoda, Insecta, Hymenoptera, Formicidae. The transcript is spliced from 15 exons. The record is from RefSeq and is a predicted model, not a curated record.
AAGUUCGCCGGCAGCAUCCAGUGACAUCGCGGAGCUCGACGCGCGCGCACCGUCCAACGCGCGGGAGGAUCGAAUCUGAUUUCAGAACCGUCGCGAAUAUCGCGUAGGUAAUAAUAAUCUAAAUUUGAACGCGGUAAAAAUUUGUUUCGAGUGCGCUGAUUCUCGCUCCAUCGUGAUCGUCGGUAUUGACUCGGCGAUCCUCCUCGGUUUUUGACUCCUGCCGCUAAAGGAUAGUGUUCAUCUUCGAAGUGACGUACGGUGUAAAUCAACGACGAGAAAAAGAAAGAAAAGGAAUAGAAUCGUGCGUGAUUUUUGGCGGUGCGGAUCGAUAAAUGCGUGAUACAAUGCGACACACGCUCGAGGACGAUGCAACGAUGGGAAUGGUUUCCGGCAUCCAGUGAAUAGUGGCGAGAGGGUCGCAAAUCGUCGCGACCGCCGAUGACAGCUCGUGACACCACGUGUUCGCGACGUCAUUCGAAGACGACGACGACGACGACGACGACGACGACAACGACGACGGCGGUGACGGUGACGGUGACGACCGGGGGUGACGUUAGCGACGGGACGAUCUGUCGCGGCAGUGCCGUGAUGCGUGUAACGUGUGUGCAAGCUGCAUCUGGCAGUGCGUUUUGAUCGAAUGUUAAGGGAUUGACGGCUCAGGUAACGGCCCUAAUUCCGUUUAUCUUCAAUGUGCUGCUUAUUGUAGCGCGAAUCGCCGUAGUUUGGAAGUAGUUGUCCAAUGUGUUUCCGACUUUGAAAAUUGAAGAUUACUCACAGAGGGUCGAUUGAGAAUCGAAUGAGACGCGAACUACGUUAGGAUGGUACGAGGGUGAAAUCACCAAGAGACGUUCGUCAGUAUGCUGCGGAUAUUGAUAGUGGUAACGUGCUUCGAGAUAUCGACGCUCGCCAAUGCACAGUCGAAAGGAACUACUUCUUUCGAUAAUGAUACGAACAGCGACGAACCUGAGCAUCCGAUACCCGUGGAGUCGAUACAGGGGGUGGCGGGCCAGAGGACGAUUCUGCCGUGUAACAUACAGCCCCGCGAGUCGAAUGACGCCGUCUCCAUGGUGCUCUGGUUCAAAGAGGACAGCGGCGAACCUCUGUACAGUUACGACGCGAGAAGUCGACAAUUCGGAAAAGCGAAAUUGUGGAGUGCCGCACAUUUUUGGGGCCAUCGGGCAUCUUUUCGUGCGAGUCCGCCGGCGCAGCUGACACUUCAGGACCUUCGACAAAGUGACGAGGGUGUCUACAGGUGCAGGGUCGACUUCCGAAACUCUCCGACGAGAAACUUGAAAGUUAAUCUCACCGUUAUCGUGCCACCGACGAAGCCGAUAAUCUAUGACGCGAAGAGGCGAGACAUGAGUAAACUUCUCGAGGCUUACCCGGAGGGAGCUGACCUAUUCCUGGUCUGCGAGGUGCAUGGAGGUAAACCUAGACCGCAAGUCUCGUGGUAUCUCGAAUCGCAGAACAUCCAUGCGUCUACGGAGGUUCGAGAGACGCCGGGGCCGGGAGGAGAGACCAACGUCGUAACCAUCAGCAACGUGACUGUGAAAGCUCUCACGAGGAGGCAUCAUCACGCCAAGCUGUCCUGCCGAGCGAAUAACACUCAAUUAGCGCCGCCACCCACCACCACCGUCGUCAUAGAGCUUAACAUGAAGCCGCUCAAGGUGGAGAUUUUGGGGAAGGACCAGAUCCUAUCGGCAGGGAAGACGUAUGACGUGAAGUGUCAGAGCUCCGGCUCGAGGCCGCCGGCGGCCCUGACUUGGUGGAAAUCCUCGAAGCAGCUGAAGGGACAGAAGAAAAACGACGGCGUGAGUCUGCAAUUCACGCCGACGGUAGAGGACGAGGGGAAGUUCCUGGUGUGUCGUGCCGAGAAUCCGAAGCUGCCGGAAGCCGGUAUCGAGGACCGAUGGAAGCUGAGAGUGCACUUUGCGCCCAUCGCUAGUCUCAAGAUAGGUUCCACUUUGAACCCGAAGAAUAUCAAGGAGGGCUCCGACGUUUACUUCGAGUGCAACGUCAGGGCGAAUCCCAGAUCGUACAAACUGACCUGGUUCCACGAGAAGGUGGAGCUGCAUCACAACGUCACCGGCGGCGUGGUGCUCUCGGAUCACUCGCUGGUGCUGCAGAGCAUAACUCGGGAGUCUGCCGGAGGGUACACCUGCAUGGCCGCGAAUGUCGAGGGCCGUGCCAAGUCCAAUGUAGUCAAUCUCGAGGUUAUGUUCGCGCCCGUUUGCAAGUACGUGCUGAACUCGGCCGGAGGUUGGAGGCACCAGAACGCCACCCCGCCGCCGUUCAACGUGCCCGAGGAGGUGCACGGUGCCCUCAAGCACGAGACCAUAAGUUUAGUUUGCGAGGUCGAGGCCAGUCCCACCAAUGUGACCUUCCACUGGACCUUCAACAGCAGCGGCGACCUCAGCGAGGUUCCGUCCACCAACUACACGAACGAGGGUACAAUCAGCAGGCUUAAUUACACUCCGGUAACCGAUACGGAUUACGGGGUCCUGGGCUGCUGGGCCAGCAACUCCAUCGGCCACUCCAAGCAACCCUGCCUCUAUCAGGUCAUUGCCGCAGGCAGACCUUACCCGUUGCAGAACUGCACGACUUACAACACGAACGGUUCCUGGGUGAGGAUAUCCUGUGUCGAAGGAUACGACGGCGGUCUGCCGCAGAAAUUUGUCGCCAUGGUGGGCAAACGACGUCUGGAAUCAUCUCUUCCUUUCUGGGAGUUUCCGAUGCUCAAGCCGGCGAAAGUCGCCCUUUACGCUGUGAACGCGAAGGGUUCGAGCGAGCCGUACAACAUUGAAGUCGUCUUGAAAGGGGUAGCUAAAUUCACCGGCGAAUCGACGUCCUCGACCGACAUGUCACCGAUCUUGAUUGGACUUGGUGGCACGGCGACCGGCUUAGGGUUAAUUGUGACCGGUGUACUAAUGGCACUUUGGAGAAGGCACGCGGCCACCCCGGCGAAGCCGAAGCCGCCCCAACAGCCCAGCAUCGCGACUUUCGCGGGGAAGGGCGAGGAGGAAGACGGCAACCCGGAUCUUAUACCUACGACGGCCUUGACCAACCAUCUAACUGACAGAAAGCUUCCUCGUUACGGGUCCCUGCCACGAAGACCACGUCAGCUGGAAGGACGCGAGAUGUCCCACGACGUCCUAGAAGAUUCAGAUUAUCCGAGAGCAUCGCCGAACACAUUCUACAGUCUUCAGAGGCCGCACUCGGAGUCGAUCAGCAGGAGUAUUCAGGAAAGUUGCAUUUAAGGGUCAAACGCCGGCCGAGACAUUAAGAAUGGUGGGCGGUCGACAGUCUAGACGGAUGGACGAGAAGAUCCAGACGUCUGCUGCGUCGUCUAACUUCCGGGUCGUCGACCAUCGUUCAACAGGGUAUAGGAGGCCCCUGGACCAUGGCAUGAUGGAGGCUGGGAGCAGGGAGACUAGGGAGGGUGGAGCCACACGCUUGUGCCACGUUUUGCACGCGCUCAAGCGUACCAAAGUCAUUUAUAUAGCCACUUGAUUCACACUACGCCUUUGUAAAUAUUGUAUAUAAAUAAAACACUUUUUCGUGUUACAACCCUUUC